GAGACGCUCGUGAUACCUCCUCUCGCCGCAUCGUUCGUGUCUCCGACGUACGGUGAGAGCGGGGAGCGAGGAAUUCGACUAGUGGACUGGGAGAAACACGGAGAUCGUCAUCACGAGGCGAAUCACGAGCGUUCUUCGAUGGAGGUAUCGUGAGAUAUCGUAAAAGUCGGGCGCGAGGGUGCGCGGGGAUGCGAUGAUCCGGAAAAGCUGAGAGAUCAGAUACAAGAGCCAUCCGUGGACUGGGAAAUACGGUCCACGAUGUUGGUGCCGCCAGACAUGCUGGCGUCCCACAACCGAAUGCGCUAUCAGUUCAACAAGUACUUCACCGAGCGAGUGAUGAACCGGAAGAGUCAGGUGGCGAAAACCAUCCAGGAGGUGUGCCGGGUGGUGCAGGACGUUCUCAAGGAGGUCGAGGUGCAGGAGCCGCGCUUCAUCUCGUCCCUGACGGACUACAACGGCCGGUUCGACGGCCUCGACGUGAUCUCGCCGACGGAAUUCGAGAUCGUCAUCUAUCUGAAUCAGAUGGGCGUGUUGAAUUUCGUGGACGACGGCACCCUGCCGGGCUGCGCGGUGCUGAAGC
Dinoponera quadriceps is the source of this 580-nucleotide messenger RNA. Its product is annotated as protein mab-21-like. Lineage: Eukaryota; Metazoa; Arthropoda; Insecta; Hymenoptera; Formicidae. The record is from RefSeq and is a predicted model, not a curated record. The annotation marks the transcript as partial. The transcript has a single exon.